Nicotiana tabacum (common tobacco) is the source of this 558-nucleotide messenger RNA. NCBI's taxonomy places the organism in Eukaryota, Viridiplantae, Streptophyta, Magnoliopsida, Solanales, Solanaceae. The record is from RefSeq and is a predicted model, not a curated record.
AUGAGUGCUACUAGUACGGAUUGGGAGAGAAUGUUAGAUGAUGCACUCUGGGCUUUUAAAACUCUGAUCGGCAUGUCUCCAUGCAAGUUGGUAUUUGGUAAGGCGUGUCACUUAUCGGUGGAGUUGGAGCAUAGUGCUUUGUGGGCGUUGAGGCAGUUGAAUCUCGAUAUUGAAGUUGCAAGAACAAGUAGAAUCAUGGAGUUGCACGAGCUUGAUAAAUUUCGAUACCAUGCUUUUGAGAGCACGAGAUUAUACAAGGAGAGAAUGAAGAUGAUACAUGACAAAAAUAUUAUUGAGCGGAGUUUUAAACCCGGAUAUAGGGUAUUGCUAUACAAUUCACGACUGAGGUUAUUUCCAGGCAAAUUAAAGGCAAGAUGGUCAGGGACAUUUCGUGUGGUUGAAAUUCAUCCCACUGGUGUCGUAGAGAUUGCUGCGGAAAAUGACUCUCGCAAAUUCAGAGUCAAUGGGCACAGAUUAAAACAUUAUGUAGGCAUGGAUGAAGCAAAGGUAGUGUUAGUGACUCAUUUGACCGAGCCUCCGAUGCUGAGCGUACCUUAA